Candida albicans SC5314 is the source of this 1128-nucleotide messenger RNA. RefSeq names its product Rmp1p (gene RMP1). Bases 1 to 1128 code for a protein of 375 amino acids. Lineage: Eukaryota; Fungi; Ascomycota; Pichiomycetes; Serinales; Debaryomycetaceae. The record is from RefSeq and is a predicted model, not a curated record. Gene Ontology annotation, biological process: maturation of 5.8S rRNA from tricistronic rRNA transcript (SSU-rRNA, 5.8S rRNA, LSU-rRNA); nuclear-transcribed mRNA catabolic process, RNase MRP-dependent. Gene Ontology annotation, molecular function: rRNA primary transcript binding. The transcript has a single exon. Gene Ontology annotation, cellular component: ribonuclease MRP complex.
AUGGAUAAAUCAACAUUUAAACAAUUAACUAAUGAAUAUGAUAUAUUAUAUCUUAUUUAUCAUCGAUCUAAAAAUCAACAUCGUCAACAAAUUUGGUUCAAAUAUUUAAAUAUGAUGAUUCGAAAUUUACGUAAAAUCUUAAAACUUCAAAUUGACAUCAAUAGAAUAAGAACUACAACCACAACCACUACAACCACUACUACAACCACUACCACUACCACUACCACGAAAGAUAAAAUUGAUUAUAAAACAAAUCAAAUCAUUCAAUAUAGUAAUAAAAUAUUAAAAUUAAUGAAAUCAUCAUAUUGGAAUUAUAAUUCGAUUUUAGUAUUAGGACAAUAUAUUACUCUUGGAUUAGGUUUAAUUGGAUCAUUAUCAAAAAUCACUCAUUUAAUAAUUAAUGGUAUAAAUGGGGUUCAAAAACGAGGAAUAAAUAGAGAUAGUUUUAUAAAUAAAAUGAAUAAUGAUAGGCAAAGGGUUGAUGGGGUUGACGUCGUGGGAAGUAAAGAUUUGAAGAGUAAUAAUGAAGAUGAGAUAGAUUUUGGUGAAGUGAUACCAUAUGAAGAAGAAGUAGAGAAGGUGUCGAUUAAUGAUGAGGUUAAGAAUAACUGUAAGAUAAACAAGAGUAAUACUUUACAAUUUCAAGGUAAAGAGAAUCUACAAAGAUUUGAUAAGAUUGAUGAUGAUACUGAUAUACAACAAAUCAAAAAUGAUGAUGAUAAAUCCCAUUCUAAAAAAUCAAAACGUAAUUCAUUAAGUUUAAGUGAAGAAGAAGAAGAAGAAGAAGAAGAUUCAAAUAUUAUUUUCAAAAAAUCAAAAUCAAAAUCAAAAUCAACAACUAUCCACAAUCAAUCUAAUAUCCAUUCUGAACAAAUAUCAAUAAAUGAUGAAAACAACAAUAAAUCAACUUCAACUUCAACUUCAACAGAUACAAAAAAGAGGAAACUUAUUGACACUGACACAAUUGAUGAUAUAUUUGAAAGCAGUAAAACUAAAACUAAAACUAAAACUAAAACUAAAACUAAAACUUUUGAUAAUAAAAAAUUGAAAAAGAAGGAUACUACUACUAAACCAUUGAAAAAAAUCAAGAAAAAGAAGAAAUCAGCCAUUGACGAUAUAUUUGGAUAA